Molecule: messenger RNA, 2363 nt
Organism: Dendronephthya gigantea
Lineage: Eukaryota; Metazoa; Cnidaria; Anthozoa; Malacalcyonacea; Nephtheidae
Product: prolyl endopeptidase-like
Exons: 22
Coding region: 116-2266 (716 amino acids)
Biological process (GO): proteolysis
Cellular component (GO): cytosol
Molecular function (GO): serine-type endopeptidase activity; oligopeptidase activity
Source: RefSeq, a predicted model, not a curated record
ACAUCCGUCAAAAUCCGAACGAAGAUUAAAAUAAAAAAGAACAAAGAAGCAGUCACAUCGGACCUCAUUUUUCUCCCAGAAUCGGCUGUGAAAAGCUUUAAAAACUUUUGACCGCAUGGAAGGCAUUCUUUAUCCCAAUACACGGCGUGAUCCAGCGAUAAUCGAUGAAUAUCAUGGCCAGAAAAUAGCAGAUCCUUAUGCUUGGCUUGAAGACCCAGACGCACCAGAAACCAAACAGUUUGUUAACGAUCAAAACAAAAUUACGGAGCCGUACUUGGAGAAAUGCGAGUUCAAGGAAAAGUUUAGAAAAAGAAUGACCGAACUCUGGGACUAUCCCAAGUAUGGCUGUCCAUUUAAACGAGGCGAUAUGUAUUACUAUUUUUAUAAUAGUGGAUUACAGAAUCAAAGCGUGUUGUACUGCAAGGCGACUCUAGAUGGUGAAGCACAAGUAUUUUUGGAUCCAAAUGCUCUCUCGGAAGAGGGAAAUAUAUCUAUGAGGGGUUAUGCCUUUUCCGAAGAUGGUAAACUAUUCGCUUAUGGUCUGAGCGAAAGUGGCUCUGACUGGGUUACAAUAUACUUCAAAACAACAGGUUUUGAUGGCAAAGAUUUGCCGGAUGUUCUAAAACAAGUGAAAUUUACCAGCAUGGACUGGACACAUGAUCACAAAGGCAUCUUCUACAAUAGAUAUCCAAAGACUUCUGACAAAAGCGAUGGGACGGAAACUGACUUAAACUUAAACCAAAAGCUCUACUACCACGUAUUGGGAACGGAACAAGAAGAGGAUGUUUUGUGUUGCGAAUUUCCGGACAAUCCAAAGUGGAUGACUGGCGCGGAAGUGAGUGAUUGCGGACGUUAUGUAAUCAUUACGAUACGGCAAGGAUGCGAUCCCGUCAAUAAAUUGUACUUUUGCGAUAUGGAAACUUUGAAAGAAGGGAUAAAAGGACCGCUACCUUACGUAAAAAUUGUGGAUAAUUUUGACGCGGAAUACGAGUAUAUCACCAAUGAGGAAUCUCUGUUUACAUUCAAGACCAACUUGAACUGUCCGAAUUACAAACUAAUUAAUAUCGAUUUUAACAAAUUCGAAAUGGAAAAUUGGAGUACGCUCAUUCCAGAGGAUUCGAAGGACGUAUUGGAGUGGGCCACUUGCGUGAAGAAUGAUGUGUUGGUACUCUGCUAUCUACACGAUGUGAAGAACGUGUUGUACCUGAAUCGAUUAUCAGACGGUUCAAGGAUAAGGGAGCUUCCUUUAGACAUUGGCAGCAUCGUUGGCUUUUCUGGCAAGAAAAAACAAACAGAAAUAUUUUAUCAAUUCACAAGCUUUUUGACUCCUGGUAUUAUUUACCACUGCGAUUUAUCACGAGACGACUCGCUUCCAAAGGUUUUUUAUGAAACUGUAGUUGAGGGAUUUGAUGCUUCUUUGUAUGAAACGGUUCAAGUUUUCUUUGACAGCAAAGAUGGGACUAAAAUUCCUAUGUUUAUAGUUCAUAUGAAGGGUAUAACCUUAGAUGGCUCCCAUCCAGUGUAUUUAUACGGUUACGGUGGCUUCAAUAUUUCUAUUACACCAAGUUUCAGCGUGUCCAGACUCAUCUUUAUCAGCCACCUCAGCGGGAUAUUGGCAGUACCAAACCUUCGUGGGGGUGGUGAAUAUGGCGAGAGGUGGCAUAAAGGUGGAAUGCUUGCCAACAAGCAGAAUGUGUUUGAUGACUUUCAAUGCGCAGCGGAAUAUCUUAUCUCAAAAGGAUACACGAAGCCUGAACGGCUUGCAAUCAACGGCGCUUCGAAUGGCGGGCUGUUAGUUGGCGCAUGCGUUAAUCAACGACCAGAUUUAUACAAGUGUGCUGUUGCACAAGUUGGUGUUAUGGAUAUGCUGAAGUUUCAUAAAUUCACUAUCGGACAUGCGUGGGUGACAGACUUUGGAAGCUCCUCAGAAAAGGAGCAGUUUGAAUGGUUGAUAAAAUACUCACCACUGCAUAACAUCAAGAUACCAGAUAGUGGUGUCCAGUACCCCUCGGUUUUGUUGAUGACAGCUGACCACGACGACCGCGUAGUACCGUUACAUUCACUCAAAUACAUCGCGCAACUUCAGCAUGUUUUAGGAAAGUACGAAAAACAAACCAAUCCACUGCUGAUCUUAGUUGAUACAAAAGCAGGACACGGAGCUGGAAAACCAACAUCCAAAAGAAUUGACGAUGUCGCAAAUAUGUUUGCUUUUAUUGCGAAGAAUAUGAACAUUACAAAAUGGUUGGAGAAAUCUGUGAACGCCUGAAGGCUAAUCGAUGCUUUUCUUCAUGGCCUUGUUUUUUGACUGGAUGUUUCCUGUAGUGCUUCUCGCGGCCGACGGUUCCGUGUCUUGCCGAAUUCUU